CCCCGCGCCCCGCCGCCCCGCGCCCCGCCGCCGACGAUGCUGCGCUGCGGCCUGGCCUGCGAGCGCUGCAGGUGGAUUCUGCCCCUGCUGCUGCUCAGCGCCAUCGCCUUCGACAUCAUCGCGCUGUCCGGCCGCGGCUGGCUGCAGUCGAGCACCCACCUCCAGACGUCCUCGCUGUGGUGGAGAUGCUUCGACGAGGGCGGCGGCAGCGGCUCCUACGACCAGGGCUGCCAGAGCCUCAUGGAAUACGCUUGGGGGAGAGCAGCGGCCGCUACGCUCUUCUGUGGCUUCAUCAUCCUGUGCAUCUGCUUCGUCCUCUCCUUCUUUGCCCUCUGCGGACCCCAAAUGCUGGUCUUCCUGAGGGUGAUUGGAGGCCUCCUGGCUCUCGCUGCUGUGUUCCAGAUCAUUUCCCUGGUCAUCUACCCCGUGAAGUACACCCAGACCUUCAGCCUUCACGCCAACCCUGCCGUCCUUUACAUCUAUAACUGGGCCUAUGGCUUCGGAUGGGCAGCCACGAUCAUCCUGAUUGGUUGUUCCUUUUUCUUCUGCUGCCUCCCCAACUAUGAGGAUGACCUGCUGGGCAAUGCUAAGCCCAGGUACUUCUACACCUCUGCCUGACGUGGGAAAGAGAGCUGAGCAAGCCCCGCUGAGGAGCAGGAUCCGGAGUGGAAAGUCUCGGGCCCCGUGGAACCUAUGCUUUGGCAGUGCCCUAGUCAAAAUGCUAAACUAAUUUGGGAGAAAAAAUUUCUUAAAUAGUGUUAUAGUUUCAUAUUCACCUUUUAUAUAUAUUUUUGUGGAGUUAAACAAAAAGACGUGUUUCUUUUUCCAAGUUCUUUAUAAUAUGCUGAUCUCUCCUUAUGUUUAAACUAUAACAUGUAUUCUGCAUUUGUCAAGGAAUAUGAACAUGUAACAUAAUAAAGAAAAAAUAAGAGGGCUUCCAUGUUUAAUAAUCUAGAUAGAUUGGAUGGUUUUUAUUAAGGGUUAUGGAAAGAGAGAUAUUGGUAGAAAUGGUAAAUGACCAAACAUUCCAAAAUUACAUAAUGCCAAACAAAAAAAUAUGUUUUCAAGUCUUCAGCUAUUUGAGGAAGCAAAAUUGCUCCCUAAGUAUGUGUCAUUUAUGAGAAUUUCAAAGUCAUAUUGGGAACAGUUCUUUUUUUUUCUUUUCUUUUUUUGCUAAGCUCUUGUGGCUAUGGCAUGGAGGAGAAUUUCCUUCCAUGACCGUAGGGGAUUGCAGUGGUAAGGUCUCUAACAUUAGUGGAAUGCUAAGAUAAACUGGCCUCUUUUUAAAUGGUUUCUAGAUUCUGGUGUGGGGAAAUGCUGUAGUAACAAAUCUGUACUGUUUGUGUCUGUGUGUUCAGGACCAGUGUAGACUGGGAAGAUGGGUGGAUGGGGGUGAGGAUGUCAUCUAGCCAAACAUUAGGAAAAUCAUUACUACCGCAAAAGUGCCAUUCAAACAGCUGGAGAAAACACAUGCUUGAAGCCUUUACCUCAGGCUCCAGUCAUAUAGACACAGCUCUGACACAGAAACCUAAAUAGAAUUAAAAACCCUGUCUACCUUGGUACACAGACUGAAAAUGUCUGCUCUGAGACAUAUAAUAGGACAGUUUAGGGGAUCCUAGUUUCUCUGAGUAUGUAUUGGAUGGGUCAUUAUUUUUUUUUUUUACCAUUUAUAUGGACAUAAUGAAAACCAAUUGAUUUUAUAUAUCAAAUGAUUAUUUUGUAAGUUGUAGGCAUAUAAGCAAUUGCCGUUUUCAUUAUGUGGCUUUUUGUGUUGUUUUUUUUUUUUGUUCUGCCCAAUAAACCAGAUAUUCACAUCUUGUCUA
Messenger RNA from Perognathus longimembris pacificus (Pacific pocket mouse), 1823 nucleotides. It is a transcript of the gene Perp, whose product is annotated as p53 apoptosis effector related to PMP22. Bases 37 to 618 code for a protein of 193 amino acids. The transcript has 3 exons. The record is from RefSeq and is a predicted model, not a curated record. Gene Ontology annotation, cellular component: cell-cell junction; membrane. Gene Ontology annotation, biological process: cell-cell adhesion. NCBI's taxonomy places the organism in Eukaryota, Metazoa, Chordata, Mammalia, Rodentia, Heteromyidae.